Messenger RNA from Durusdinium trenchii, 2754 nucleotides. NCBI's taxonomy places the organism in Eukaryota, Dinophyceae, Suessiales, Symbiodiniaceae. The record is from the annotation of a GenBank genome assembly.
AGAACAUGGCUCAAUGCAGCAUGUCGGGAGUGCAGGAAAGGAUCCUUUGGCGGACAUGGAGCCCUAUGUCUUUGAGACCAAGCGGGGCAUGUGCAACUGGAAGUUGCAGGUCGCCCCCAGUGGACUUCACCCCAUCGACCUCCCUCAUCCAGGAGCAAAGUUUGAUCCUUUCGGCCAGUGCAGCUGUCAUUUGCCAUACGAGGCCGCGACAAAAACAUCGCAGCAGGCGUUUCGGAGGCACCCACAAAGCAUCGUCAGUGCGGAAGGUCCGGGUGGCCUGCCAUGCAGAAGAUGAUGAACUUGUCCGCAAGAUCAUGGAGGUGUCGCCUGAUAAGGAGGUGAUCCUCAAAAGCGGCCGGUCUGAGGAGGAAGAAGAGGAACUGCAGCGUUUUGCCCGAGAAUGGCUGGAAGAGCAAGGCGAAGACUAUGAUCCAUCGACUUUGAAGGUGAUCGAAGUCAAAGAGCGGACCAUGAAGGAUGAUCCUGAGAAGAAAUACCGUGCAGAUAAGACACUCAUGAUGGAGACCUACGACCGCGGGGAGAUUCAGUUGAUAGAAAAAUCAUGUACGGAUUUGCUGGCUGUCAAGCCACAUGACGCGGAAGUUUGGAGAAUACGAACGUUGGGACGUUUGAGGCUCAAGUUGUGGGAUUCUGCCCUGGAAGCUGCCCGGCGUUGGAUUGCCUUUGAGCCUCAGUCCUUGAACCCGCGCUGCGCAGAAGCCUUUGCGCAAGCGGGCAGCCAGGAAGCAACGCAAGUCAAAGAAGCUCGCGUUCGCUUUGCCCAGCUCUACAAAGAGGUCAACAAAAUGGAAGGAGAAGGGAUCCGAGAUGUAUCUGUUGAGUUGCAAGAAUGUGUGUGGCGAUGCGAUGAGUUGCUGGAGCAUCGCAAAGCGGAAGAUGCUAUGGCAGAGGCUCACGAGCCCUGCAACCUUAGCGCUCGGCCUGCAACGGUCCUCACAGGAGCUAGGCCGCCACAUUUCUUCCUCCCAAACUUUGCAGACUCCAUUGGCCCUGUUCGUGUGGCGAAUGCGGAGCCAGAAGAGCUUGGAGGAGGCUCCUCUCAUCCCAGAAAACUGCUCGCAACCAGAGACGUUGAGGCUGGGGGCCCCUUAUUUGUCCAGAAUGCCUUGGCCUUCGCCACCUUGGACCGGGCCGAGGACAUUGCGCGCCUAAAGUUCUCUUUGGUGACAGCAGCAACAUUGUCGCCAAGACAAGCAAAAUUACUGGACAUCUUGCUCGACGAGAGUGACAUGGAUGACUCAGACAGUGAAGAGGUGAUGGAAGCUCUUCGAGACCCUAAGGUCGUGCGAGAAUCACCCUGGAGCACAGACAAUGAUGAUAUGGCACGGCAAUUCAAGGACUGUGAGAAGCUUGUCUUGCGCUCCCAGAUCCGCACUGGUAAGAAGUUCAGUGGAAUUUGGACGCUACCUGCCUUGGCAAGGCAUAGUUGCACACCCUCAGCUACCUACACGAUCUGGGGUGACGUCCUGAUGGCCCGAGCAGCUAGGCCUCUCAAAGCAGGCGACGAGGUGACGUUUGCAUUUCACGAGAUUUGGUUCCCCUUGGAGAUGCGGCAGGAGAAAUUUACCACUGCUGGGUUUUGGUGCAGGUGUCCCCGAUGUGAGAAGGAAGCCUCCUUUGACAAACGGGCUGAAAUAGCAUCAGCGGAUCUUGAAUUCAGGUUCGACAAACAGAGAAGCCGAACCCAAGCAGUGCUCCAAACAUUGGAUCUCAAGCUGGAAGAGCGCAAACAGGACUUGGCGAAACAGUACGAUAAGAUCCGAGACAACGAGCAACUCAACAAGGAGUUCGAGUCAGGGCUUUUGGGCUUGGCCGACCGCUUCAAGAAUCUCAAGGACGCGCCAACCGAUGCCGACAUUGAAGAGUUGAGGAAGUAUUUUCCUGAACGGAACGAACCCGAGCUUGUUGAUGUGAAAGCGGAUUUGGUGGAUGAUCUCCUUGAUGCUGUCAUCACUUUCGAACAAAAGGUUGAUGAGUUGGAGAUGCCUGAUCAGCAUCGCCACUGGCUCAUUGCAAACCACUUGGGCCAAUACGGCGAGCUUCUGACAUUGCUGCGGCUCCGAAAAGAUGUCGAGGCGCAGAAACGUGUCGUGAAUCGCAUUCUUGAGGCAGUGGCUCAGACUCAUCCGGGAUGCUUCCAGCAGCAGCGUUUGUCUGUUCUUCUUUGGGAGGUCUCUGCUGUGUGCGCUGACCCUUCCCUGCAGCGAAAGGAUGUCAUGGAUCUCAUACCCAAGGAGCUCGAAAGAGUGCGGGAUGCGAUCAAGCUCCGAUACGGUCAGGAUUUGGAUGACACGGAGCUUGCGGCUGCUUUGGCACGGAUAUCUUCAACGAGCGACAUCGAUGAAAACUGGAUGUGGGACAUCACGUGGUGCGCUGGACGCAAUCCUGGAAUUGAACCAGCCAGAGGGCCGUCUGGUAAGGUGCUUCCCGUGUUGGGCUCUAUGAUUCUGGUUUGAGCGGAGUGGCCGAGGAUGACACCCCCCCUGGCGCAUCUUACUUUGCACGCAACCUCUCGAGCACUUCAACCCAUGUGAGACGGCUAAAGCGGCUAAAGCGACAGCAAACACUUGAAAGAAAAAAUACAACUGCCGGCUGUUUCAAACAUGUUUUUGGUGAUUCGAAGGAGCGAGUUUCAUGACGAGCAGCUGCUUUAGCCGUCCAACGUUCUCAAUCCUCCCGCAGCUGCUUUGGCUCGAUGCAGAUGAGUCUGGACACGGCAUACCAGCUGCCCCU